GCUAUAAACGCACGCCCUGCCGUCGUCUCGUUCUCUCUCACCCCGUCGCUCAGCAAGGAUUCACUCGGCUUUUCUCACUUCCAAUCACCCGUUCGCAGACUAAAACUCACCACAGUCACCAUGCCUGGAGACUUCAACGGAAAGUGGGUCACGUGCAAGGCCGAGGGCUGGGAGGGCUUCCUGAAGAAGUUCAACAUCCCCACCGACAAGAUCCCGGCCGACAUCGUGGUGACGGAGGAAAUCACCCAGAGUGGCGACAAGAUCACCAUCAAGUCCAGCAGCAACAAGGACGACAAGGUCAAGGAGGUGAUCAUCAACGUGGGCAGCAACCACAAGGAUGCGGUAGCGGGGGGCAAGGAGCUGGAGUUCACCACAGCAUGGGAUGGGGCUAAGCUUGUCAUGAAGAACGUGGAUGGGAAAGGAGGUGGUGUUAUCCGUGAGAUCACCGGGGGGCAAAUGCUGCUCACGCUGGAUGCUGGAGACGGGGUCAUUGCUAAGAGUUACUACAAUAAAGCCUAGUCGCCGAAUAGACCACGAUAAACAAAAUGAACCCCAAUCCGAGCUUAAUUCAAAUAGAGUGAGUUCCUCGCAAUGAGCAGUGUCAUUGGGUUAUUCAAAGCCUAGUUUUACAGUAAAGGAAAUCUCUUCGAAAUUCUAUUGGAAAAAUAAAGGCUUAAAGCGCAAGCUACGCGAGGUGUUUUAAUCAGGUCAGAUUUAGUAAGGAUUCAUUGAUGAGUUGGUUUGGGGCGGUUUUUUUUGCUUGUCAAAUUUUGAUGUGGGUAGAUUUCCCCCAAAAAAAUUAAAUAGAGUUACAUUCCAAAUUCUCUCGUAUGCAAUAUUGUUUGUAAAGACGGUAGUGUUUAGCACAAAGUAAGCUUCAGCAAGUCUCGUCCUUGGGAUGAGUUGAAAAUUCAUGUUCCAAUUACUUGAUUCGUCAGAAUCACAAAAUGUUUGUGAAUUGCUGUACUUAACAUUCCAUGUUGUUUUCAAACGAAAUGUACUAAAAUAUGUCCAUAUUUGAGUGAUAGUGUCAGUGCAUAGAGUAGUACCAGUGUAGCCACCCUGAAAUUUCUACAGCUAGGCCUGCAGAUUUGUGUUUAAUCUUCUUUUUUGCUUUUUUUUGCACUUUUUCGACUCUUGAUUUCGAACAGAUGUGAGUGGCGCACUCAUGAGGACAGUAGGACAGAUUGCACACCUAAACUGUCUAUUGCAUUCGUACUUCUACGAUCAAGUGAGCAGUUAUCGAUAUGGGCAUAAACCGUUUGAUUUUUUUCUGAGAACGUUAUGCAAAAAGUACGAACAAAAAGCUCCUCUAUUUACUGUCCUCGUUGAAUUGCACCAGACUGGGUCUUUAUUCUCGUACAAUUCCUUGAGCCCUUUUCCUUGUGUGAAAAGAAUGUUCCGUUAAUGCUGGAAAUCGCAGGUAAUAGUGAGUUGUUUCUGGUUCGGUCCAGUGUCGUCUCCAUGCAACAUUACGAGGACGCGCCCUCAUUGCAAGGCUUGUACUUGUUUUUCUUAUAUAGAAAUGUUUAAAUUUGAUAAGAGUUUAUUAAAAGUGUGAAGCAAAAUUAUAACUCUC
Molecule: messenger RNA, 1579 nt
Organism: Patiria miniata (bat star)
Lineage: Eukaryota; Metazoa; Echinodermata; Asteroidea; Valvatida; Asterinidae
Product: fatty acid-binding protein 2, liver-like
Exons: 2
Coding region: 121-519 (132 amino acids)
Biological process (GO): fatty acid transport
Cellular component (GO): cytosol; nucleus
Molecular function (GO): fatty acid binding
Source: RefSeq, a predicted model, not a curated record